Gigantopelta aegis is the source of this 2266-nucleotide messenger RNA. RefSeq lists its product as uncharacterized. Lineage: Eukaryota; Metazoa; Mollusca; Gastropoda; Neomphalida; Peltospiridae. The record is from RefSeq and is a predicted model, not a curated record. The transcript is spliced from 2 exons. Bases 1338 to 2120 code for a protein of 260 amino acids.
AAAAUCCCAUUCCUCGACUGGGAUCCGAACCCAGUACCUACCAGCCUGUUAACCGAUAGCCUCACCACGACGCCACCGAGGCCGGUCCCAGUCCCAACCAGAGAUCCACAAAUUUUAGAUCGUUGUUUACGCUGUGGGAGCCAAACUCCCUUCCAAGCGUGACGUCAUUAGUCAAUGUAACAUAAUGGCAAUAUUACGUUUAUUUGGUACAGCUCGAUGUCAAGUAGGAUGGUCUUUUUUCUCCAUACAAAUUAAUGCCCAAUGAUUUUAGAUACCGUAGUUAUUUAUGCUGUGGGAGCCAAACUGCAAUUACGUGACAUCAUUUAUCAUUGCAACAUAUAAUGACAAUAUUGAGCUUACUGUGUCGAGCGCUUUGUCGGUAAGGAUAUGAAGUCGAUGGGUUUUUUCCCCCUUAUAAACCUUCUUAGAUCGUUGUUUAUGCUGUGAGAAUCAAACUUCGGUUCAAAGCGUCUAACAAUUGUGUGACGUUAUGUUUCAUUGUAGCACACUCGUAGGCAAUACUGAGCUCAGUGCCUUGAGCGGAAUAUAUAAUAAGAUAUGACAGCCCAUGUAGCUGAGGUGUGCCCUGGACAGCGUGUUUGAACCUUAAUUGUAUAUAAUGAGCACGAAAAUAAGUUGAAAUGAAUGUGUAGGAUAUGCUGUCGAGGUUUUCCCCCCUAUUUUAACUAGCUAGACUCGCUUCCUAGUGUUUAACAGUUGCAUGACGUCAUUUGCCAUUGUGACAUAAACAUAAUGACAAUUUUGAGCUUAACGUAGUGGCUAGAGUGCGAUACCAUAUAAAACACAUGAAGUCGAGAAUAUUUUUAUCAGUCCCAGCCAGUGUUCCACGAUUCUUAUAUCGUUGUGUAUGUUGUCGGGGCCAAACGUCUUAAGCACCAGUCCCACUAAGUACGGACCACCACGGACCAUCCAGGAUCAUCCCGUACCACGGUCCUUGAUGAUCCUGGGUGAUCCGGGGGAUUUUUGGCAAAAAAAUCGCGACCGAGGACCGUUACCCCUAUAGCGCCACGGUGUCCCCCCGGACCAUCCCGGCAGCCACCCCGGACAACCCCGGUGUCAUUACGGUGUCACUACGGAUCACCCCGGACCAUCCCGGAUGACCCCGGACCAUCCCGGCAGCCACCCCAGACAACCCCGGUGUCAUUACGGUGUCACUACGGAUCACCCCGGCAGCACUACGAUGCCACUACGGAUCACCCCGGCAGCACUACGGUACCACUACGGAUGGGCCUGGAUCACCCCGGACCAGCUUAUGUUUGCUAUAAAUACGUGCAUUUUUAGUCUGAAUCCAUUUGUCCUAUAGAUUCCAGAGAAGAAUGACGUUCAACAUGCCUCCAAAAACUUGGUCCAAUCCCUUCCUUUACACGAAGCAACUUAAAGAAUAUAAAGAUACUCAAAGGAAGACCCGAGUGUGGGCCGAGAAGGCAGCUGAACUGGGGCUGGAAUCAGGUACUCUGCUGAGGACAUACUACGAAAGUGUCCGCACCAAGGUUGGGAAAAUAACUGACACUAAAUCCGGGUCAUCCACCAAAGAUCUGACGGAGCGGGACAACUUCAUAAUGACCAACUCCAGCUUCCUCCAGACGCACAUCUCCAGGAUGCGAGGCCGUACAGCCAUUAGUUUGAAGUCCCAGCUUGCCACCACCAUCCCGACCAGGAGUAGUAGUACGUCAGUAUCGGAACUGGCAAAUCUACUUACAUCCGGGGUCGCCAGAGGACGUUCUGAAAGGAAGUCUCUAGGAGCGACGACGAAAAUGACACCAGGGAUAUCAUCGCCACUCUCGAGAUGCAGCAGAAGUAGUCUGCAGAAAUACACGGGCAGAUCACCAAACUGCUGUCACAGGAGCAGUCCUCUGCUACAGCUGCCUGGGGGACUUGGAUGGGGGCUAUGGGGAAGCAGAUUGACCCACGUCUGCUCCCCAAAUUUUACAAGUCCAAGUCUCGUGCUGGGCCUCAUAGAUGAAUCUAGUCAACUUCCUCCACCGCAACAUUAUCAGGAGCAGCAGCCUCAGCAGCAACCACAUCAGCAGCAACCCCAGCAGCAACCGGCUGGUUCCUCCCAAGGUGGAGAUGGUGGGGGAUCUAAUAACCCUGUAUGAACUGUGCUUAAUGAACUAUUAUGACAUGUGAUAUUGAACUUUAAAAAUGUGGUUAUUACUUUGAUUUAUGUUUGUUUUUAUUGUUGCAAUAAAUAAUGAAUGUCGUUGAUAAUUAUGUGAUAAUAAAUAAAAAUAUGUGAUUGCAA